GAGACUGCAUCGAGGCAAGAUGUCGUCUGCGAGUGGUGACGAAAACGAGAUUGCUUUAAAUGAACCCGUACGACGCACAAGGUCCGGCCGUACGCGCAAGACCACCGUGGUGGCAAAGAAAUCGCCUGUGAAGAAACUUCUGGCAAGAGCGACACGUUCGCCGAAAAAAGUGCAAGAAAUCGAAGAGGUCGAGGAGGAGGAACCCGUAUUGCAGGAGGGGAUUAUUAUGGAAAGCAUUCCAGAGAAUGGGGUGCAAAGAUUCGGUGAUAUUAUAAUACAGCCACACAAUGAGGAUGAAUCUUCUAUAUUACAUUUAGAACUAGAUGAUUCUGCUGAUACCACUGUUCAUGAGAUUAAUAUGAAUCAAAGUGUACACAUAGAAGGAGAUCAAGAAACCAUACCAGGCUUAGACACAUCUGAGUCUGAAAUUGAUCAUUCUAAUGUAGUGUCGGACCAUAUAAUCAUAGAAGAGGCUAGCAUGGAUAAAGUUGAAAUAUUAAGUGAACAGGAGCAAAUAGAUAUGGAGGGUCAAGAUAUGAGCAACGACGAGACGAAUGAACGUGUAUUGAUAGAUUUCCAAGAAGUCAUAACUGACGAUGGAGAACCUAUAACACAUGUAACAGAAAUUUUAGAGACAGAGGAAGUCGAGUCUGAAACCAUUUUAACCGAAGGUACCGAGGGAAUUGAAGUUAUGGAAGUAGAUGAUUCUCAGCACGAAGUAUCGGAAGUUCUGGAGACUGUUAUAGAAAAGUUGCCCGAUAUGGAAACAACGGAAAUAACGGAAAUCGCAGAGGAGAUGGAUGUCAGUGAGGACUGCUCACCUCAAAGUGCUAUUAAGAAAACGGAACCCGAUACAGAAGCAGUAUCAGAAGAUGAAUUGCCUACCGAAGCCACAGCAAAGGAGCCUGAGACAGAAGCAGUGUCCGAUGAAGAAUUGCCAGCAGCAGCUCCUGCAGAUUUGGGAGAAACCGAGUCAGUUUCGGAAGAUGAAUUGCCGCCAGACGGUGAAAAGAAGAAGAAAAGCGGAAUAAAAGCAAUGAGUAAAACUCCGGAAAAGAAAAAUAAAGCGGAAGGCGGAAACAAACGUAAGUUGAACGCAGAAGGAGAAUAUGAUCCUAGUUCACCGACUUCUGAAAAUAAUGAUGAAACGCCGGCCAAAAAGGUGGCACUCUCAGCCGAAGCGGAUACCGGUGACAAUAAGCAAGAAAUCAAACCUGCAUCACCGAAGAAAAAGACUCUACCAGAAUUAGAAAAAUAUUGGAAAGCGGUUAAUGAGGAUCCAUCGGAUUUCACAGGAUGGACGUAUCUUCUUCAGUACGUUGAUCAAGAAAAUGACGCGGAAGCUGCUCGUGAAGCUUAUACCAAAUUUUUGGAGCGUUAUCCAUAUUGCUACGGUUACUGGCGAAAGUUUGCUGAUUACGAGAAGAAGAAGGGGAACCCCGAAAAUGUCCAAAGGGUAUUCGACCAAGGUCUGAAAGCUAUUUCGCUCAGUGUCGACCUUUGGCUCCAUUACAUCAACCACUGCAAAACUGUCUAUGAAAAGGAUGAAGAAAAGCUUCGAGAACAAUACGAAAGAGCUAUUCAGGCGUGUGGUCUCGAAUUCAGAUCUGAUCGUCUUUGGGAAAGCUACAUAAAAUGGGAGCUGGAAGGCAAACGUCUUAGCAGAGUAACAGCACUGUACGAUCGAUUGCUGUGUACUCCCACGCUCGGCUACAUUUCCCACUUCGACGCAUUUCAAGAAUUCGUUUCCUCAAAUUUACCAAACCGUAUUUUGAGCGUUGACGAUUUCCUCGCGUUGCGCGCCGAGGUGAAGGCACUUUUGAAAUCUGACGACAGCAGCACCACGUCUGCGGCAGAUGAUGCACCACCUGGAGAAGAACCUCCACCGCACGAGCUUCCACCGACCGACGAAGAAACUCGUGCUAUCAGAGAGAAAAUCAUUAGUAGCAGGCGUAAAAUGCACAAAGCGAAUAUCAACGCAGUCGCCGCGAGAUGGUCCUUCGAGGAAGGAAUCAAAAGGCCGUAUUUCCACGUGAAACCUUUGGAACGAUGUCAGUUGAAGAAUUGGAAAGAGUAUUUAGAUUUCGAAAUCGAGCAAAAAGAUCAGAACCGGAUAAUUAUCUUAUUCGAAAGGUGUUUGAUAGCAUGUGCUCUGUAUGAUGAGUUCUGGAUGCGGUUUGUUCGCUAUUUAGAAUCCUUGAAGGGUGAUAACGUCGAGAAGAUAAGGGACGUCUAUUCGAGAGCUUGUAUGGUGCAUCAUCCGAAGAAACCGAAUUUGCAUCUACAGUGGGCGACAUUUGAAGAGGGCCAGGGUAAUUUUGAGAAAGCAGCAAGCAUAUUAGAAAACAUUGAUAAUGUAUUACCAAAUAUGUUACAAGUGGCAUAUCGAAGAAUAAACUUGGAACGUAGACGAGGAGAUUUGGAUAAAGCCUGUACAUUGUAUGAAAGUUACAUUAGUAAUAGUAAGAAUAGAACAAUCGCAAAUAAUAUCGCAGUGAAGUAUGCACGAUUCUUGUGUAAAGUCAAAAACGACGUGGAUAAGGCGAUCAAAGUAUUACUAAAGGCUACAGAAAAAGACAAGGAUAAUCCGAGACUCUAUUUGCAAUUGAUCGAUCUGGGAAUGCAAAGGACCCCAGUCGACACGCAAGAAAUUGUAGGGUACAUGGAUAUGUUCAUAGAACGGGAGCAUGCCGAUCUCGAACAGCGUGUACUUUUUGCGCAGCGUAAAGUAGAAUUCCUUGAGGAUUUCAGUCCCGAUAUUCGGCAAGUGUUAAAAGCCCAUGAGCAAUUCCAAAAAUGCAUUAAACAGGCAAAGGAACGGAAGAAGACGAAAAGCGACGACACCAAAGCAGAUACUUCCCCUCCAAAGAAAGUUAAAACCGGUGACCAGACAAGCAUACCACCACCGCCCUCUGUCAGUUCACAGUCAUCGUAUCAGUACACCAGCGGCCCGAGCGGACCUUAUCAGUCGCAGCAGCAAUUUCAGAGCGGUCAGUACGGCGGACAAGGUGGAUAUCAACAGGGCUAUCAACAGUACCCACCCCCGUCAGACCCUAAUUAUGCCAAUUAUAAUUGGCAAUACGGACAAGGUGGACCUCAAGCAUAUGGACCUUACAAUCAGUGGGGAUCUUACAAUUAUUACUAGUGGACUACCCAAUGUUUUAUCUCUAUCGGCUUUCAUUACGUUACUGUGUCUACUGUACAUUUUAUCAAUCUUAUUCUUCUUUCGUUCGAAGAUGAUCGACGAGAAAAGGGAAAUGAAAUCCUUUAAAGUUCCAAUGACACAUCAGCGACCUGACACGAAUCCUAAUGCUACACAUCAUACUGGUGUCUCCCUAUUCAAUACAACCAACCGAUUCUUUGCAUGACUUCUGUCCUUAAUGUAUUUUUAAGUAAUACACAGUAGUAUAGAGAAUCUAAUAAAUUUACGACCGUUGAUAAAUAUACCCGUCGCAAUUGUGACAUGAUAACAUAGUUCACAAAAAGAAAAAAAGAAAAAAAGAAAAAAAUGCCAUACAGUACCACCAGAGUGAAGUAACGCCUAUGUUCAAUGUUUUCUAUAUACAUCAUAUUACAAGAUAUCUCGUAUCCGCGUCAGAUUAACGGGAUACAACGUUUUGAUGCUUUGAUAUUUUUAUUCCGUGACGUUAUUUCUUCGACAGGGAAUUAGUAAUUCAUGAGUGUUGCCUUUAACUUGUAACAAGAAUUCUUCUUUUCGCGCGUACUUAGUUUAUGGUAAUAUAGUUUCUAGCGUGCGUCAAACGUAUCGCUUGAAAGACGGUAGAAUAUAUAUAUAUAUAUAUACAUAUAUAUAUAUAUAUAUGUAUAUAUAUUAGAGUUUGAAUGCCCUAGAAAUUUCACGCAAGCACACUUUGUGACAUAUUCACGGAAUAUCGUUAACAUUUGUCGAUACAGUUUUGAUAAAGGAGCGAACCGAGAGGCGCGACUGGGUUUCCAUAAUAUAUGUUCGGUUGUAGAGAAUGAUCGUUGGUACCCAUUGAAAUUCUUGAGUUACAGAUGCAUGUUAUUUUGUAUGUUGUAAUUUUCGCAUUUGUAACUAGGAUUUGAAUUUAGUUUGAAAUCGGCACAAAAAUCACAUACGUGAUAGUACAUCGUUUCCGUAUGUGAAUUUUUAUAAUUUGCAAUAAACGAAACAAAAAAUUAUGCAAACAAGUUGUAGCGGUAAUAGUGAAUUGUUUGUAUUGAUUCAGAAGUUUAAGGUAAUAUAUUUGUAAUUGUCAAGAUAAGAGAAUAUAAUUUUAAUUUUGUGAA
Molecule: messenger RNA, 4272 nt
Organism: Dufourea novaeangliae
Lineage: Eukaryota; Metazoa; Arthropoda; Insecta; Hymenoptera; Halictidae
Gene: Prp39
Product: pre-mRNA-processing factor 39
Exons: 12
Coding region: 20-3145 (1041 amino acids)
Biological process (GO): mRNA 5'-splice site recognition; RNA processing
Cellular component (GO): commitment complex; U1 snRNP; U2-type prespliceosome
Molecular function (GO): protein binding
Source: RefSeq, a predicted model, not a curated record